CACAAUAUUCCGUAUUUUUUCAUCAAUGUUACAAUCACAGGAGCUUUCUGACAUACAUCAGCUAGAACGGAUUCUGGCGAUUGUGUUAUACAGAAAUGUGAAUAAUUCCUCGUAAUUAUCGGAAAUAAUCGUGUGAAGAAAAGCUCAGAUGACGAUAAUCGAUGUACAAUGUGUCAUGUGAAUAAAAAUGUAAAGCCUGCAUUUACCAGUGUGUUCUAUGAUAAAUCUAAAGAUAGAUGCUCGGAUGGGAUCCGAGUUAAGGUAGUUGAGUGCAGGGAAAUAAUUUGCGAAUGUUAAAUGGAAAAGGGAAUGCGAAAGAAAAAAACAAUUUGUCUUUAACCCUUGAAUGAUUAAUGUAAUCAUCGUGAAUAGUUACAAUAAUGCAUCAUCAUUCUUUUGGAUCAUCGAAAGGGGAUGCCCUGUGCCCCCUAGGUUUUCAUCCACAAGUGCGAUGGCCAACGAGGUGUAAACGUUGCUUCAGAGACUACAAGGAUCAUGCGGGCAAACGGACACCUGGACUGCAGGCGAGCAUCACUUCGUCAACGCCGAGCUUGUCCAAGUGGGAAUCAUCUCCUGGACGCUCAAGCGAUAGCUCAGAGACCAAGAGAACGUGGGCGUCUACGUCAAAUUUAUCCAAGGAUGAACCUUCAAAGCCAAAUACAUUGCCGGCAGAGGAGUGGAGCAAUUCAGCAGUUGACAUUUCCAGUAGGGAUAUCCAGAUUAGUGGUAACAGACCGAAGAGCUAUGUGGGAUCAGCCUCUGACACUGUAGCCUCAUUUCGCCGUCAUUCCGUUGAUGAAACGGCGCUUUUUGCGAAUGAUAGGUCCGAGGUGAAGCCGCAGACGCUGCAGAUCAGGCAGGUCAUUGAUAAGAGCUCCAGUGGCUCCGAAAAUGAUGUAGCGUUUAUUGUACAGGUAAGUAAGACAAAACAAAAUUCGGAGAGUGGUGCGGAAAAGACAGAAGGAAAAACGGAAAUCGAGAGGCUAAAGGCCCAAUUAGCCGAAAUGAAGGCGCGCUGUGAGAGGGUAGAGCGUGAAAAAGGUGAAAUAUUGCUGCGAAGAUUGGCAACCAUGGACACUGUAUCUUCCAAGAGCGCGAAGAACUCCGAAGUGUCGCGACUGCAGAAAUCAGUAAAAGAAUUGCAGUCCAAAAACGAGGCCUUGAGCGAUGAAAAAGCAACACUCUUGACGAAGAUUAAGAGUCUGGAGAAGGAAAUGGGUGCGAAGAAUGGUACCAGGGGUGAACGAGAUAGAUUCACGACGGAGGAUCUAAAAUCGAAACUCAAGGCUGCUGAGACACUUUGUGAAAAUCUUAUGGAUGAGAACGAGGAUAUGAAGAAGGAAAUCCGAGAGUUGGAGGAGGAAAUUUAUGAGAUGCAGGAUAAUUUCAGGGAAGAACAAGCCGAUGAAUACACAAACCUGAGGAAAAAACUCGAACAGUCCAACAAAAAUUGCCGAAUACUCUCGUUUAAACUCCGUAAAAUUGAACGUAAAGCGGAGCAACUGGAGACAGAGAAAACCGAUGUGGAAACUAAAUAUCAAGGGGUGAAAAGUAUGGAAGAAAAUCUCAAGAGACUGGCUAUAGAUCUCAAAGCGAAGGGAUUGGGCAAAUCCACUGGAUAUACUACGAAUGCUCAACUAAAGAAGAUGAUGGAAGACAUGGAAAGAGAUUUGGGCAACAUUUUUGGUGGUACCAACGCAAUACCCACGGGCAAUGACGUACCGAAUAUGUCUGAACAAGACAACAGCUCUAAAUACGAUAAACUGUACAAGGAGCAUGAAAUAUUGCAGGCGAAAUUGGAUAAGGCGUUGAAAAGCCUUGCCACCAGUAAGGACACGACUAAAUCCUCGGAAACAAACAAGGCUGAGAUUCAAAAUUUGAAAAAGAAGUUGAAUGAAGCAACGGCUGGUCGUGAAACUGACCGUAAAACCUGGGCAACUGAAAAAACUAAACUAGAUGAAGAAAAGGAGAAUCUGAAAUCAAAAUUACUAUCGCUGUCAGCUGAAAAAUUGAAAGUGUACAACGAAGUGUUAGAACUGAAGAAAGACCUGCAGGCGGCCAAAUCGAGCGAGAAAAAUAAUGUUAAAAUUGAAACGACUUUGAAUGAAUUGAAAAGAGAACUGAGUGCUGAGCGCGAUAGGUGUAAAAAGUUGCAGGAGGAGUUGUCGAUGUCGAGUGAGAGAGAGAGUAAAAUGUCAAAGAAUUUAACAUCAGUAGAGCAGGCGAAAGGAACAACCGAAGGUGAAUUGAAGCGCAUUAAAUCAGAAUUUGAAAAUUCAAAGUCUUCGAUGGCGAUGAAGAUAGCGAAAUUAACGGCAGAACUAAUGGAAAUUGUAAGAGAUCGGGAUAAAUGGAAGGCUCAAUUGGAGGAGGAUAAGGCGGCGAAAGACACAGAAGUAGGAAGUCUGAAGAAAAAGAUGGCAGCGCUCGAGAAGGCAGAGAACAAUGUGAAAAAAAUGAACGAGAUGAAGCAAAACUACAGCGAAAAAAUAACAAUUCUCGAGGAGGAAUUGCAAAAAGGUCAGCAGUUGUAUGAUGAAUUGCAGCUGAAACACGCCAAUCUCCAAGAUGAUAAAAAGAAGAUAGAAAGUGAAAAAGAAGCCUUCCACAAAAAACUAGCGGAGUAUCAGGUAAAACUAGAAAUGACGAAAGAGCGCAUGGAAAGUUCGGAAAAACUUCAAAAAUCUAAAGAAGAACAGUGGAAUGAAGAGAGACGACGACUCCAGGAGCAACUCAAGGAACGGGAGAAACCUUCAGUGACUAAUAUCCAUCUGGAGGAAUCCCGAGAAGAGGUCAAUCGACUGACGAAACAGGCAGAGUCCUUGAAAAUUCAACUGGACGACAUGAAAAGAAUCAACGAUGACCUGGCAAGCAAACUGAACGAUUACAACGCAGUUACUAAGAUCCAGAGAAAUCUGUCUGCCGACACGUCAGCCCUAGACCAGGAGUUACGAAAUACUAAAGCAUCGCUAGCUAACGUAGAGAAAGCAAGGAAGACGGAUUUGGCACAGUGUAAGAUGCGCUAUGAGAAUCGAAUAAAGGCUAUAAAUGAUGAGAUACAGUCGAUACAAAAUCAAUUGUCACGGUACAAACGCGAGAGAGACACAUACAAGCACAUGCUCGAGGGUGCACAGAGGACGAUUGGAGAAUUGAAAGCAGCCAGGCAGAGGAGACAGUCGACAACAUCCACUGGUAAAUCAGAUGAGGAUGAGGAGUCUACGGGUACUAAUGUGUCGACAUUGGAAAGACAAAUAAGCCUUAUGGAGGAUGAGUUAUCUGAGAGUAAACUCGAGGCAUCAAAAUUGAAGACGGAAUUAAUUUCGGAACGAUCUGCUUGGCAGAUUAAAUUGUCGGAGCUGCAGUCUAGAGUUAAUGAGCUUGAAGAGGAUAGAAUAUUAGUGAGUGGUAGAACGAAGAUUCCUGGAUUGAAGGCGCGCAUUGAGUUAGCGUGGCAGAAAGAACGGGAGGAACAGCAAAAACUGUUGCAAGAGACAGCGACUCUCGCUAGAGAUCUACGGCAGACGCUGUAUGAGGUCGAGAGAGAACGUGACAAGGAGCGUCUUGAGAACAAACGGCGUCAAGAGCAAACCCAGAAGAUAUAUGAAGAGGAGAAAGAGGAGACUAAGAAAAAAUUAAUCGAGCUCCAGUGUGAUCUUCUUGAGUUGCGAGACGCCCACGCGAAACUGAGAACGAGCAAUGAGAAGAUGAGACGAGAAAAGGAGCGUCACGAGAGGGAACGAGAGGAGCUCAAGGAUAUUAUAGCGAGUAAACGUCGUUUGGAGCAGAACGAAGCAAGGAACAUGAAUAUUCUACUGCGACAGGUCGACGAUCUGAUGAAACUAUUCCCAGAGUUGAGUGGGAAGGUUGAGAGCAGUAAGGUACCAGAUACUUAUACACCAACUCCACCGCGAAGAACUAAGGGACCAAAGUCGAGAGAAUCCUCGCCAAUGUUGGAUGGCAAAGAUGACAGUUUCAAAGGAUCCUCAAACAAUGUCAGUGUUGGCAGGACUGACAAGUUGGAGUAUACUAUUAAGAAGCUGAUGGAUGUCGCUAAGGAGAUGAAUGAAGCGAAGCGGUCGAUGGAGAGUGAGAGUGCGUCCAGAAAGAAGCUCGGCAAACGAGCAAGUUCAAUCGAUAAUGACAGUGGACAUGGUUCAUCAUCGAGUCGUUCGAAGGCCAGUCUUAAACGCAAAAGUUUAUCAUUGGAACAGACGUCUGGGAAAAAUGAUCAGGCAAUCUGGGGAACUGACAGCAAUCUCUCCAGCAUGGCGUCCCUUGAUUCCGAUGCUGAUUCUCGUCGUUUCAGUAACCAGAGGGACUCCAGUGUUGACAGUCGUUUAUCCGGCGGCUCAACCAAGAGUGAAAUGCUCCACCGUGAUAAAAAGCACAACAAAAAUUUGAUAAGAAAAAUAACAACAAAAUUGACAAAAUCAGCGAGCGUGGACGAUCCAAAUAGUUCUUAUGAUUUUUCACUCCAGACUUCCGGCUCUGAAGCGAGUAUAAUAGAAGACUCUCACAAAACGGAGAAGAAAAAUUUGAAGAAAAAACUCAGUGACAUGUUUAAACGAGGCUCCAAGAGCAAUGGGUUGGACAAAAAGGCGCAGGAAGGCAGUAGGCCCCCCUCCAGGUCGUCAAACGCAUGAAAGACAUGAGAAGUAACACGUUGACUAAAUGAUGACCCCAUUCACAUAUAUUUCUAGUCAGAAUCCAGUUGAAAAAAAAACCGAAAUGUGCAUAUUGAUUAGCAUUUACCUUCACCACUGUCCAAGGACAAAUCCAGCCCUUAUCAGCGUGUACAUAUCAGUGAUGGAAUGUGAAAAAGUAUUGUACAAGAAAAUUGAAAUAAAUACCAGAGUGACCCAUGA
This is a messenger RNA of Diachasma alloeum, 4865 nucleotides long. RefSeq names its product trichohyalin. The transcript is spliced from 22 exons. Bases 381 to 4643 code for a protein of 1420 amino acids. The record is from RefSeq and is a predicted model, not a curated record. Lineage: Eukaryota; Metazoa; Arthropoda; Insecta; Hymenoptera; Braconidae.